Dendrobium catenatum is the source of this 960-nucleotide messenger RNA. RefSeq lists its product as uncharacterized. The coding region runs from base 1 to 960 and encodes 319 amino acids. Lineage: Eukaryota; Viridiplantae; Streptophyta; Magnoliopsida; Asparagales; Orchidaceae. The record is from RefSeq and is a predicted model, not a curated record. The transcript has a single exon.
AUGUACAUACUCAUCUACGUGGACGAUAUUCUUCUCACCGGAAACUCGUCGUCGGACAUCAACCGGCUACUCAAAAAUCUGCAUUCUCGGUUUCAAAUGAGGGAACUCGGAGCUCUCUCUCAAUUUCUGGGAAUCCAAUCAAUAUCUACUACAACCGGCGUACUCCUGCACCAAAAACUCUACGCCCAGCGCAUUCUUGAACGUGCUGGCAUGCAAAGUGCUAAACCCGUUCCAUCUUCAAGCUGCUGCAAGACAAUUCUCACCUCAAAAUCUCACGAACCUUACGAGAAUCCACAGCUCUACCGUCACCUACUUGGCUCAUUGCAAUACCUUACCCUCACUAGACCUGACAUUCAAUUUGUCGUUCAUUCUUUAAGCCAACACAUGCAUCAUCCCUUACACCAGCACUUUGAAGGGCUUAAAAGACUGCUUCGCUACAUCUCCGGCACCCUUCACCUCGGCUUACCCCUCGACCGAGGACCACUUCAACUCAAAGGCUUCUCAGAUGCAGAUUGGGCAAACAACACCGAUGAUCGAAAAUCAAUAUCAGGUUAUUGCAACUAUCUUGGAAACUCCCCUAUCUCUUGGCAAGUGAAAAAGCAAACUACCGUCGCAAGAUCUUCCACCGAAGCAGAAUACAGAUCUUUAGCAGCCGAAGCUGCCGAAGUUAUCUGGCUCAGGCGAUUAUUAGAAGACUUUCAUACACCUCAAACUACUCCUACAAUCAUUUACUGCGACAACACAUCUGCAAUCGCCCUUGCCAAUAAUCCAAUCUAUCAUGCCAGAACCAAACACAUCGACGUUGAUUGCCACUUCAUUCGAGAUAGCAUUCAUGCCAAACAUGUCACCGUUCAUCACAUUUGCACCGACGAUCAAACUGCUGACAUCUUCACCAAGUCACUUCCUAUCAACCGGUUUAAAACCAUCAUUAGCAAACUAACGGCGGCUUUACCGCAUUAG